GGAAAUAUGUCGCCAUUUUCAAAGUUAUUAGCGUGCGCUCGGUCAGUGUGUACGCAGAUUCCCGUUCUUUUGUCGCGGUGCAAGCCUUGGCUGAGUCGGGCGCCUUAAAAUUGUUCCAAGGUAGUUCGGUAUCGAAUUACUGUUCUUUUUUGAGACAAUGUGCCCGUUGACCGGGAGCAGCGGAAGGUCUCCACUCGGGUCUCUGCCAAAAAACUCUGCGUUAUACGCGAGUUGCUGAUUCCGCUUCCAGCGUGCGAUGGAAUACCGUUGGUGGUGUUCGAUCUACGUGUUCAUCAUUUCUUUUUUCCUUCUUUGUUACUUGUUUCUGUGCAAGCUGUGUCGCCUGAGGACACAUAAGCGCAUCGACGCUGUUCGCAAAGCGUUGCUCGUGAUAGCCCAUCCGGACGACGAGUGUAUGUUCUUCGGGCCCUGCGUGAUCGGACUAUUAGAGCAGGAAUGCGAGCUCUAUCUACUGUGCUUAUCUAUAGGAGAUUAUUACAGACAGGGCAAAGAACGCAAAGAAGAAUUGCACAGCAGUUGUCGCACCCUUGGCAUCAGGAAUGACAACAUCAUAAUCGUGCAACACAGUAACAUGCCUGACGAUCCUGACUGCUUGUGGAGCUCGAGUCUGGUUGGAAGAAUUGUACAGAAGUACAUCAAAUGCUUGUCUGUAGAUGCGGUCAUAACUUUUGACCAUUUGGGAGUCAGUGGUCAUUUAAACCAUGUUGCAGUUCACAAUGGAAUUGUAGACCUGCUUAGGAAAGGUCGUAUUCCACCAGAAUGCAAAGUCUUUGCACUGGAGUCUGUCAACAAACUGAGGAAGUACUGCAGUCUACUGGAUGUUCCACUAAGCUACAUCCUAUCGGAUCAUGCCUAUGUCCUGCCAUGGAGUAUGGUGUCCCUUGUAAAGGCAGCAUUGCACGAGCACAAGAGCCAGAUGCUGUGGUUUCGCCAUCUGUACAGCUACUUUUCGCGCUACAUGGUGAUCAACACGCUGUUUGAGGUGAAAGUGGAGAAAAGGAAAGAAGACUAAAGGUUGAAUUUCUCCAAGAAGUGUCCUCGACUUUUUACCCUUUUAUCCAUCAAAUUUAGUGCUCAAGUCAUUGUGCCUCGGGCACAAAUGUUGACAGCCAUGACGGCCGGCAUUCACCUGGGACUUCUAGUGACUCAUCAUCUCAAGUUCCUACCAGACUCAUCAUCUCAAGUUCCUACCAAAGGCUCAGUGAAGUUGUGGUGUGCUAAAAAUACGAAACAAAUGUGAGCUUUUUUUCUUUUACAUUGAGAAUAAAGGAAUGUUUGGACUUA
Messenger RNA from Ixodes scapularis (black-legged tick), 1305 nucleotides. It is a transcript of the gene PIG-L, whose product is annotated as N-acetylglucosaminyl-phosphatidylinositol de-N-acetylase. NCBI's taxonomy places the organism in Eukaryota, Metazoa, Arthropoda, Arachnida, Ixodida, Ixodidae. The transcript is spliced from 7 exons. Gene Ontology annotation, cellular component: endoplasmic reticulum. The record is from RefSeq and is a predicted model, not a curated record. Gene Ontology annotation, molecular function: N-acetylglucosaminylphosphatidylinositol deacetylase activity. The coding region runs from base 257 to 1033 and encodes 258 amino acids. Gene Ontology annotation, biological process: GPI anchor biosynthetic process.